Messenger RNA from Hibiscus syriacus, 1575 nucleotides. Its product is annotated as transcription factor HHO2-like. The transcript is spliced from 5 exons. Bases 325 to 1464 code for a protein of 379 amino acids. NCBI's taxonomy places the organism in Eukaryota, Viridiplantae, Streptophyta, Magnoliopsida, Malvales, Malvaceae. Gene Ontology annotation, molecular function: DNA binding; DNA-binding transcription factor activity. The record is from RefSeq and is a predicted model, not a curated record. Gene Ontology annotation, biological process: regulation of DNA-templated transcription.
UCAUUUUUUGUUUGUUACGCGACGCCCCGACUUUGUUGUGUUCUUUCUUUCCUUGUUGUCUUCCAUUUUCUCUCUUGAUUUCCAUUUGCUUUUGAUUUUUAUGUAUUUUUUUCUUGGUACCCAAAGUUUAUUCUCCUUUUGAUUCUGUUUAGAUCCCUUUUGUCUCGUCUUCUCCGGAUCUAUUUAUGCUGUUUGGUCUGAAAAUCAACCCUUCCCCCCUACAUAAAUUCAUCCUCCUCCACUGUCUCUGUAAUCUGGGUGUUGAAGAACGAGGGAGAAGAAAAAAGUUUAAGUGAAAGGAGUUUUUUUUUAAGAAAAGGGUAAAUGGUAGAGAUGGAUUUCGCUCAAAAAAUACGCCGAGGCCAUGAAUAUGCUGAAGCUCUAGAAGAAGAACGACGUAAAAUUCAAGUCUUUCAACGCGAACUUCCUUUGUGUUUGGAGCUUGUCACGCAAGCGAUUGAGGCAUGCAAGAAAGAGAUAUCGGGGGGUUCGACCACGACGGAUUACAUGCAAGGGCAAUCGGAUUGUUCGGAGCAGACGACCAGUGAUGUUCCGGUUUUGGAAGAAUUUAUUCCGAUAAAAAAAAGCUCUGAUUGCUCCGAGGAAGACGAUGAACAAGAAUCGGAUAAAUCCAAAGAAAAGAAUGUUCCUGCUGCUGUUGAUCAUGAAAGGAAAUCCGAUUGGCUUAGAUCCGUUCAGUUGUGGAACAACAACAACAAUCAAUCCCCAGAUCUACCCUUGAAUGAGGAUGCCGGUAACAAUGGAAGUGGUGUGGAAGUGAAGGAAAAUGGUGGAGCAUUUCAACCGUUCCAGAGAGAAAAAGUCGUGGUAAAAAGUGUUCAACCAUCUGCGGUAGGAAAAGCAAAUGCUUCAGCUACAAGUACUUCCACAACAGAAAGUAAGAGUAGAGGUGAAGGAGGAGAAGCCAAUAAUGGAAACUCAAGUAAAAAAGAUGAAAAGGAGGGUCAGACUCAGCGAAAGACAAGGCGGUGUUGGUCGCCGGAAUUGCAUCGGCGCUUCUUGCACGCUCUCCAUCAACUCGGCGGUUCACAUGCUGCCACUCCAAAGCAAAUUAGGGAGCUGAUGAAGGUUGAUGGACUUACAAAUGAUGAAGUUAAAAGUCAUUUACAGAAAUAUAGAUUGCACACGAGGAGACCGAGUCCGUCCGUCCAACACAGCGCCAAUCCACAAGCACCUCAAUUUGUGGUGGUCGGAGGCAUCUGGGUACCUCCACCGGAAUAUUCCACGAUGACCGCAACGACAUCAACAAAAACAGCCACCGAUGCGCCGAGUAGCGGAAUCUACACCCCGGUAGCCACAUUGGCCACGGUUGCUCAACCAUGCGGAACAUCGGUGCAAAGACAUCAACAGUCGCAUUCCGAGGAAAGGGGCAGCCAUAGUGAAGGGAGAGUUCAUUCGACAUCUUCCUCUACCCACGCCACAACCGAUUCACCGGCGUACUAAGCUCUCAUGACAAUGAGAAAUAUGGUGUACAAAUUUUUGUAAGAAAAAUCUCGGUAGAAAGUUCUAUAUAUAUAUGAUAUGUAGAGAUCUUUCUGUCUUUGCUACUUCAAU